Molecule: messenger RNA, 1756 nt
Organism: Micromonas pusilla CCMP1545
Lineage: Eukaryota; Viridiplantae; Chlorophyta; Mamiellophyceae; Mamiellales; Mamiellaceae
Exons: 4
Coding region: 1-1707 (568 amino acids)
Source: RefSeq, a predicted model, not a curated record
AUGGACGCCAACUCGAUGCGUAAACCGACGACGGCCGCGACGCUGACGAAGUGGGAGACCGCGAACGCCGCGCCCGUGGGCGGCCCGACGCCGGACAACAGCGACCGCGACGGCCGCGGCGGCGGCGCCGGCGGCGGGCACAGCAGCGACGAGGACCAACGCCGCGCCGACGUCGCGCAGUCGCCGAGAAAAGAAGCGCCGGCGCCAGCUGUACACGUACCGCCGCCCGCGGCGGCCGCGAUCGCCGCCGCGCCGCGACCGGCGGCGGCGGCGGCGCCGAUCUCGCCGACCUCGCCCGCGACGUUGCCGUGGAUGCACGAGCGCAGGGCGACCGGGCGAAGGUCCGCGCGCGGCGGGCGCGUCCUCAACGACGCUUUCAUCCGGCGGUUUCGCGUCGCCGAGGCGGCGACGCGGAGCGAGGCGCGGCGGAUCAACGCAUCAACGCAUAAUCCGAUCGUCGCGGCGCCUCCUGGGCAGCCAACGGCGCUUCACCUUCACGCGCCGCGCGCGUCGGUCGCGCCGCUGCAUCACCUCUUGUGCGCGGUCGCGCCGCCGGCGUUCGGGGCGGCUGCCGCGGCGCGGGAAGAAGACGACCCCGGGCGGGACCGCGCGUCGACGCCGCGGUCGGCGGCGGCGCGGCCGGUGUGCGCGGCGGAGCUUCUCGUCGGGUCCCCCGCGGCGGGGAUGGCGGCGGCGGACACGCUCUUGCAGAUGCUCAUGAUGGGCGCCGGGGUGGUCGAGGCUGGAGAAGACGGGAUGGAGAAGAAGGCGAACGUCGCGGCGGCGGCGAACAUCGCGGCGGCGGCGGCGGCGGCGGCGGCGGCGGCGGCGGCGGCGUUCGACCCUGUGGCCCUCCCGCCGCCGGCGUGGAGGGCGGGCACCGUCGAGGACGGCCCGAAGAUCGUCCCGGACACGGCGAUGUUCGUCGCCGCGUCGGCGGCGGCGCAAAAACGCCGGCUGCUCCCGUCGCGCGGCGGCGGUCGACAAAAAGUCCACCGGCCGUGGACGCCGCCGGAGGUGGAGGCGCUCGUCGAGGGCGUCGCGCACUACGGGCGGGGACAGUGGGCGGACAUCAAGUCGUUGGAGGCGAACGGCGUCGCCGCCGCGCUCGAGACGCGGUCGGCGGUUGAUUUGAAGGACAAGUGGCGAAACUUGUUGCGGAUCGCGACGCUGCCGGUGUCGUAUAAACGGCGGGAGGCGACGGAGGUGCCGCAGGCGACGCUCGCGCGCGUGCGCGAGCUCGCGGCGGCGAAGAACGUCCCUCGCGCGGCGCGCGGGCGCGACGGAGAGGACGGUUCGUCUUCUCCGGGGGACGGUUCGUCUUCCGGGGGGAUGAAGCCGUCGCAGCCGAAGGGCGUGCGGCGUUCGAAGCACCACUCGCCGUGGACGCUCGUCGAGUCGCGCGCGCUCGUGGACGGCGUCGAGAGAUGUAACGGCUGCCGAUGGACCGUCAUAAAGAAGCUCGGUCUCAGCGAGCUCGAGCGGAGGACCGCGAUGGACUUGAAGGACAAGUGGAGGAACCUACUUCAGCUCGCGUCGCUGCCGAGUCAGUCGCGGCGAAAGGCGGAGACGCCGCCGGCGCUGUUGCAACGCGUGCUGCGGUUGGAGGCGUCGUACGGCGUCGCGCGGAGGAAAGGGCGGAAGUCUGGCGGCGACGGCGCGUCGAGCGAGAACGGCGUCGAGGGAGGAGUGAUAUCUUCGGCGUAACGGACAGCAUGCGAGCGUUUUGUAACAACACACACCCUUAAAACACCAG